CGCUACAUGCGCGUGAUCACAUUCCGCAUUCGAAUUCGACCCGAACGCCUUUUUCGCCAUUUCCGUUUAACAAAAAUCCAACAACAACACGUCCUCAUUCUGUUACUUCUUCUCCACGACGAAGAAGAAAUCCUCUAUUCUGUUGAUUCUCCCUUCUCUUCUCUCUCACACUCUUGCUCACAAGAAACUCACGCGAAGCCUCUUUUUCUUAUCUUUUAUGCUUCAGAACUUCACGUGUUUCUAUGCUUCGUGUGUUUCACAUUGAUUACGAUAUUGAUUUUUGCGAUAAAUUACUAUUAUAGUUCCCAAACGGUUGAGUUAAACAGAGGGGAUGGAGACCGAAUGCGUGCGAGUCGCGGUGAAUAUACGUCCAUUGAUUACGUCGGAGCUUCUUCACGGUUGCACAGACUGUAUUUCAGUUGUCUCCGGUGAACCUCAGGUGCAAAUAGGAUCACAUUGUUUCACGUAUGAUUAUGUGUAUGGUAGCACGGGGGCACCUUCCUCUUCAAUUUACGACGAUUGUGUGGCUCCGCUUGUUGAUGCAUUGUUCCAUGGAUAUAAUGCUACAGUUCUUGCUUACGGUCAGACGGGCUCCGGGAAAACAUACACGAUGGGCACCAAUUAUAACGAAGAGGUGAGUAGUGGUGGAAUUAUACCCAGGGUAAUGGAGACCAUAUUUGACAGAAUUAAGACUACAACAGAUUCCACGGAAUUCUUUAUCAGAGUAUCAUUUAUCGAGAUAUUCAAAGAAGAGGUUUUUGAUUUGCUUGAUUCUAGUACAUCUAAAGGAGAGGUCACAUCUACGACAAAGGUUGCUGCACACCCGACCAGAGUUCCCAUACAAAUCAGAGAAACAUUGAACGGAGGAAUAACACUUGCUGGGGUGACCGAGGCUGAUGUUAAGACAAAAGAUGAAAUGGCAUCGUAUCUCUCAAGUGGUUCAUUGUCACGCGCCACUGGGAGUACCAAUAUGAAUAGUCAAUCAAGUCGUUCACAUGCUAUCUUCACAAUCUCAAUGGAACAAAAGAAUGGUGACGACAUCUUAUGCGCCAAGCUCCAUUUGGUUGAUCUAGCUGGUUCUGAACGAGUGAAACGAACUGGUGCCGAUGGCUUGCGUUUAAAAGAAGGAAUUCAUAUCAACAAGGGUUUAUUAGCUCUUGGAAAUGUAAUAAGUGCACUUGGAGAAGAAAAAAAGCGAAAAGAAGGAGGACAUGUGCCAUAUCGUGAUAGCAAGUUAACGCGCCUACUUCAGGAUUCUCUGGGAGGAAACAACAAAACUGUGAUGAUAGCAUGUGUUAGUCCAGCCGAUACAAAUGCUGAAGAGACAUUGAACACCUUAAAAUAUGCAAAUCGUGCUCGUAACAUUCAGAACAAGGCAAUUAUUAAUCGAGAUCCAGUGGCAGCUCAGAUGCAGACAAUGCGGAAUCAGAUUGAGCAAUUGCAAGCUGAGCUUCUAUUUUAUAGAGGUGAUACAAGUGGACCUAUCGAGGAGGUUCAGAUUCUUAAACACAAAAUAUCCUUACUUGAAGCAAGUAAUGCAGAGCUACAACAUGAGCUUAAAAGACGCCAGUUAACGUCUGAGAAUUUUGCCCAACGUGCUCUUGAGACCCAGGUUGAAAGGGACCAACUGCUUUUGAAAAUAGAAUCAAUUCGAAAUGGUAAAUCAUGGGAGGAGAUUGACUCAAAUUCGAAUCAGGAUUAUGCCCUACUGAAAUCUUAUGUUUCAAAGAUCCAAGAUCUGGAAGGAGAAUUGCUUCGAUUGAAAACUUGGAAUGCAACAAAUUCAAGUCAUUUUGUUGAUUGUUUUGAUUCUGAUGACGAUGGAUAUGGAUCAAAACAUGCUUUAUUCGCACCUGAUGAAAUGGAAGAUGAUGAAAAGGAACUAGAACACUCGUCUGUUCAAGAAAAGUUAGAUAAAGAGCUCAAAGAAUUGGAUAGAAAACUUGAACAAAAGGAGGCUGAAAUGAAGCUGUACAGUAGUAAUACUGGUGCUUUAGUUCUCAGGCAUCAUUAUGAAAAGAAACUUCUAGAGAUGGAACAAGAGAAGAAAGUUUUGCAGAAAGAAAUUGAAGAACUCAAGUGCAAUCUUGCGGAUAUUUCAUCCACUUCUGAUGACGGUUCUCAAAUGUUGAAGCAGGAUUAUCUUCAAAAGUUGAAUGCUCUAGAGGCACAGGUAUCUGAGUUGAAAAGGAAGCAAGAAGCUCAAGCUCAAGUCCUGAAACAAAAACAGAAAAGUGAAGAGUUUGCAAAAGGACUUCAGGAUGAGAUACACAGAAUUAAAGCACAAAAGGUUCAUCUUCAAAAUAAGAUUAAGCAGGAAUCAGAACAAUUUAGAUUAUGGAAAGCUUCGCGCGAAAAAGAAGUUCUCCAGCUUAAGAAAGAGGGCAGAAGGAAUGAAUAUGAGAUGCAUAAGUUGUUAGCGUUGAACCAGAGACAAAAGAUGGUAUUGCAAAGGAAGACAGAAGAAGCUUCCUUGGCCACGAAAAGGCUGAAAGAACUUCUGGAAUCUCGAAAAGCUUCCGCACGUGAAACUAUUGGUGUUGGAGGUGGGAAUGGCGUUGGAGUUCAGGCAAUUGAGCAUGAGAAUUUGAGGUUCAAUGUCCGAGUGCAUGAAGUCGUUCAAGAAUGUGAACGCUCAAAAGGAAGUGUAAUGUUCCCUUUUUUAUCUUCAAGAUUCAAAUCAGAAGUGACUGUCUACAACAUGUCUCCUGGUGCAAGACAUUCUGGUUUUGCCCUUCAAAACAAGCUUUCGACUUCUUCCGCAACUCUAGUGUCUAUGUUAUCCCAGUUGUCGGAGGCAGAAGAGCAAGAACGAGUUUUCAGUGGUAAAGGGCGUUGGAACCAAGUUCGGUCCCUUGCUGAUGCCAAGAAUUUGAUGAACUAUUUGUUCAAUAUUGCAUCUUCGUCCAGAUGUUCAUUUCGAGAUAAAGAAGUGAUUUACAGAGAGAAGGAAACGGAAAUAAGAGAUUUAAAAGAAAAAGUAGUGUGGCUAAGCUACUCACUUCGACAAUCGGAAAAGAUAAAAGCUGAACUGACUCACAAGUUAGAAUUGCAGAAAUCUGUGGGAGAUUCAGAAUUUCCGGACUCGAAUGGUGGAGGUCAUAAGUAUGACUUGCGCAAUUCGGAAUACCACCGGUCAUUGGAGGAUAUGGACAUAUCUGAGACAGAGUCAGAUUAUUAUGAUUUCACAGAUGACGACUGGGAAGAAUCGGGAAACUUAAGAGUUAGAAAAAGGAAAUCUAAAACAAACAUUGAAAAUAAUGAAUCCAAUAUCAACAAUUCGGAAGAUUUGGGAGAAAAUUCAAGAGAUUUAUUUGAUACACCUUGGGAAAGUGCAUCAGAUAUUUGCUGCCCUUGUAGCAGAACCUCAUCAUGCAAGACGACAAAAUGCAUCUGCAAAUCAAUGGGCAGCAGUUUUGGGAGUUCUUGUGGUUGCCAAGUAAAUAAGUGCCGCGAAACAGAGCAUCGAUAUCAAAUGGAAUCAGGGGAAUGUCCAGCACAAUCUGCCAUUAUUGAAGAAACAUAGAAAGAUCGUAUUCUUGUUACUCAAGGUGCAGAGUUACUUCAGGGGGGGCACUGGGUUGAUAGGCAUCCCGAGACAAACAAUGAUCAAGGGCACAGAAAACCUCUCUCUGACAUAGGAAAUAGACAGAUCAAAUCAAAUACGAAGAACGAUAAUCCGAAAAAGAAAUUGACGAAAUCCACAGUAAUUAUUGUUCCUUAUCUAGAAGCUUCUUCGCAGCCAGAGAAUUUGGAAAUCCAAGUCCCCAGACUCAACCUUAAACACAAAAAAGAAAGUAGUAACACUAGUGAAGCAAAUGUUGCUGUGAAUAAAGAUAAAGAUAGGCCACACAGAAGGUCGAAAUCCAGGCCUGAAAACGCUGCCUCAGUCCCUAGGGCAGAGGGUAAUUUUGUGGAACCAGAUGUACCCGUCAACACACGAAGGAGUGCCCGAAGCUCAUCGUCAUCAAAUACCAAUGGCGUCCCAUUGUGGGACAGGAAUGCUGCAAGUAAGUCAGAUGAACCUCAAGUGUUUGAAACAAGAACUCCAGUGCGAUACAAAAGAACACUAGACGAGAAAGAGAACAACAAUAGACGUUGAUCACAUUCCUUUCUUACAAUUUUCUUCAUUCAUGUUUAUAGAAAACAAACACUAGAUUUUCAUGAUUAUAUCACUGUUUUGGCUCCAUUUUUUUGGUUCUUAUACUAUUUACUAUUUAAGCAUUCCUAGGGGGCCAUUUUCAGGUUAGGUCAAAAUACGUUGACUUGAAAGCUCUUUUGUAAAUAGAUUUUCAAGGUCUUUUCUGCCGAAUAGCUACAGUAUUGUAAAUG
Vigna umbellata (rice bean) is the source of this 4332-nucleotide messenger RNA. The record is from RefSeq and is a predicted model, not a curated record. NCBI's taxonomy places the organism in Eukaryota, Viridiplantae, Streptophyta, Magnoliopsida, Fabales, Fabaceae.